Medioppia subpectinata is the source of this 728-nucleotide messenger RNA. NCBI's taxonomy places the organism in Eukaryota, Metazoa, Arthropoda, Arachnida, Sarcoptiformes, Oppiidae. The record is from the annotation of a GenBank genome assembly.
UGAAUUGCUAUAUAACCGAAGGGACCGUUCAGUGAACACAGUCUGUGUCAACCACUCGUGUCUCGGAUGUGAUUGCAUUGCAACUGAUUUGUCACUCAAUACACAACACAUCCGACUCAACACAUCCCACACAACACAUCCCAUACGACGGCAGAGUGUGUGAUAUGAGCGACAAUAGUGUGGACAACACGAGCGUCUGGUCGUUGAUGUCUUUGUGCACCGUUUGUGGCAAACCAUUGCUCGACAGCCAUAAGAGUUGCCCACAACUCAUGCCCUGUUGUCAGCCGUCCUCUUCAGCCGCCAAACAACUCAUGAAUCGCUUCAUUCACACCAACAGUGAGUUUCAAAUCCGUCACUCAAAGUCUGAUCCAGUGAUACAUUCGUCCGCAAAGAGUUGCAAACUCUAUAUCGAGAGAUCUGACUGCGAGACCAACAGCGAACUCAACGCCGAAAUUGACACCACAUUACUAUAUCCUCAUUGGUUCUCAUCGUCCUCUUCAUCGCUAACAUCACUCGACUCUACCAUUAGUGCCGAAGACUUAAUACACGAAAUGGUGACAAUUGAGGGCUUAAGAACUCUAUACAACUCUUGCUUUGAAUGUGGAGUGAGUUGGCAUCAAAAUCACGUCACUCUUGACUGCAGUGAAUGCGGUGGUUAUGCGAUGUCUCGUCCCUGUCCUGAAUGUGACGGCAAAUGUGAUUCUCAAUGGCAAAGAAACCUAACAGCA